Theileria parva strain Muguga is the source of this 1464-nucleotide messenger RNA. It is a transcript of the gene cid13, whose product is annotated as Nucleotidyltransferase domain protein. The coding region runs from base 1 to 1464 and encodes 487 amino acids. NCBI's taxonomy places the organism in Eukaryota, Apicomplexa, Aconoidasida, Piroplasmida, Theileriidae. The transcript is spliced from 2 exons. The record is from RefSeq and is a predicted model, not a curated record. Gene Ontology annotation, molecular function: nucleotidyltransferase activity. Gene Ontology annotation, biological process: RNA 3'-end processing.
AUGUCAAUAACUUUGUGUAAAAGGUGUGUAAAAUUAAAUUAUAAAAUUGGCUCAUUUUUUAACUAUAAUCUCAAAUUACUUAAUUCCUCACAUAAUUCACAUUUUGCGUUAUUUUUAAGGCAAUUUUCUAGUGAUAUUUCUGGUUCUGAGAAUUCCAAUGACUCUAAAACUUUAAAUUUAACCUAUGAAAAGGUCUCUGAUCCCGAUUUUAGUGAUGGUUUUUACGACGAAGAUGAAGCUUUUUAUCCAGAACCAUUCGAUGAAUUACAAAAUAUUUCAUUAAACAAGUUAAUUUCAUUCAGAAAUGCACUUAAUUCUCAAUCUGACGAAUUUGACUAUAAAUCGCAAAUAAAUAACUUAAAAUUACCCAAACUUCGUAAACAAAUUGAUAAAAUUCUAGUUGAACCUGAUGUAAAUAUUAAAACCGAUGAAGACGUGGUUAAAGUUAGUUUAAGUGAGUCUGAUUUGAAGAUGAGGAGUGACAGGAUUACCGAAUUUUUGGAGAAGAUUUUAAGGGAAAAGGUGAAUAGAAAGUGUUCAGUAUCGUUUUUUGGAAGUGCAAUAAAUGGUCUUUGGACUGAUGGCAGUGAUUUGGACGUCUGUGUUCAAAUCCCAAAUGUUACCUCACGAAAUGCAAUUAUAAGGAAUUUAAGACGAAUUUCAAGCGUUCUUACGCCUUUGUCACCCAGUAGAAUAUUUCAAAACAGAUUCACAGCCAAAAUACCAAUUCUACACUGGAAACGAGACUGCAUCAAAGCACCAAACAAACUCAUCAAUACAAUCUCUCAGGAUAAAAUGUAUUUUGAGUGUGAUGAUAUACCAUCAAUUGACAUAUCAGUGAACAAUGAUUUGGCAAUAGUGAACAGCAUUUUAGUAGGAAGUUACGUCUCUUUUGAGCCUAGAGUUAGGGAUUUAGUGCUGUAUCUUAAACUUUGGGCUAGGAAUAGGAAUAUAAAUAACAGGUCUGAAGGAACUUUAAGCUCAUUUGCUAUUUCUCUAAUGCUGAUCCACUUUUUACAAAACUGUAAUCCACCAAUUUUACCCUCAUUACAGGAUUUAGCAUUUUCAACAAAUGAAGAACCAAAUUAUAUCUCAGGGGUUGACUGCAGAUUCUCAACUGAUGUGAAUAAAAUUAAGUCAGAACUUAACUUUAUAACAAAGUCUAAACGAAACAACUGUGACAACAAAACCCUGUUAUGUCAAUUUUUUAAAUACUUUGGAUGGUAUAAUUUAUAUGCACAAAAUAAACCAAUCCUCAUUAGAAGUGUCGAUUUAUCAGAAUUUAAGCCUGAAAAUGGUUUAAUUAAUGAACCUUUUUUACAUGUGGAUAACCCGUUUGAAGUUGGAGUUGAUGUUGCCAAUAUUGCCAUCCAUCAGAGAACUAAAAUAACCAACGAAUUCAGAAAAGCUUAUCACGCACUUAAAAGCGGAAUUUCACUCUCCAAUCUACUCAGCAAUUUUUAA